Molecule: messenger RNA, 3300 nt
Organism: Coprinopsis cinerea okayama7#130
Lineage: Eukaryota; Fungi; Basidiomycota; Agaricomycetes; Agaricales; Psathyrellaceae
Product: CAP-Gly domain-containing protein
Exons: 9
Coding region: 1-3300 (1099 amino acids)
Molecular function (GO): nucleic acid binding; zinc ion binding
Source: RefSeq, a predicted model, not a curated record
AUGGCUACCCCAGGCAAGCCCAGGCCAUCCGCGAUGCCCCAGCCCGGACGCGCGAGCAGCAUACCAACACCGGGCAGGUCGCGUUCAGCAUCGAGCCUUUAUCAGGGCGGAAUAAACAACAUCGACGACAGGGAUAUGACCAGGGCCUUUGCAGAUGCUAUAAAGGCCAAUGACCCAGCUCAGCACCGCAUAACGACACACCACUCCUCCACAUCUCUCUCUCCAAAGUCUACAGCCCUAGCACAGUCAGGGCGACGCUCCGUCGCUGCAGGUCGUCCCCCAUCGUCAGCAUCAUCCGUUUCUGCAUUCAGCCAGUCGACACGAGCUGGCGCAAAGACUCCAGGAUCAGCACGAGCCCCAAGCCGACCACCCAGUCGACACUCUGAUCUCCACUCGAAAAAUCGUACGUUCGAGGUGGGCGACAACGUACGGAUCGAAUCACUCGGAUUCGAAGGUGUUCUCCGCUAUCUGGGUGAAAUCGAUGGCAAACCGGGUCAAUGGGCUGGCGUGGAGCUUGGUGGUGGGUUCGCUGGCAAAGGCAAAAACGACGGAAGCGUCAGUGGGAAACGCUAUUUUGAAUGCCCACCCAGCUGUGGUGUCUUUGUCGCUAUCGCAAAGCUGUCCGCUCCCACUGUGGGACCAGGAGCUGUUCCACGACCCCCGUCUGUCGCUUCGACACGGAAUGGCCGUGUGACGCCUGCAAUGUCGGGGCGCAUUACUCCUUCAUUUUCGUCCCAGACCUUCUCGGGCUUUUCAGCUCGAACACCAUCGGCCUCCUUCGCCAACGGACGGAUGACACCAGCCAACACAAGCGGCAGGAUAACGCCAUCUAUGUCGACCAGCAGAAUCGCUAGUGCCAUCACCCCAUCUGCAAAGCCACGACAAUCGCUUGCCAAAAAGUCACCAGGCCUUACGGCGGGGUCCAGGGCGUCCAAGUAUGCGAACAUGACGGCUAAAGACCUUACCAACUCCCGUUCGACCAAAUCAAGUCCUUCACCAAAGACAGCACGAGUGGUUAGUUCCCCCACUCGAGGGCCAGGGUCACCAUUUACGACGCCAAAAGCAUUGACAGCCUCGAAACUCAAUGCAGCUUUUGGCAAAGGACGGCCAUCUGGAACGACACCCCGCGCUCGUCUACCGAGUUCAGUAUCCAUGCCCCCUCCUGCAUCACCAUUCUCCAAAUCGCACCCCAAUCACCAUGAUGAAGCACCGGAAAGCAUCUCUCAAUUCAGGCUCUUUGGAGAUCGACCCGAUUCUCGACCUGGCUCGUCUGCGUCUGUUAGGUCGGACGAUAAUUCGCUGAUCGGGCGACUGCAAUCCCGGCUGGAAGCGUUGGAGUAUGAGAACGAACGGUUGAGGAUAGCUGCUGCCUCGGCACCGACAAGUCAACCUGAACCGGCGGCGGACGACGCAGAAAGGUUGAGAGAGCUCGAAGAGCUCAGAGGGGAGAAGGACGGAGCUCUCAGUCGGGUGACUGAUUUGGAAGAAGAGUUGAAGCAGGCGAAGAGUUUGACAAGUCGCCAAGAGCAAGAGGUCGCAUCCUUGAACUCAACUAUCCAGGCCCUUCAACUCGAUCUGGACAAGGAGAAAGCGGAUAGGUUGGACGAUCAGCAAGCGUUCACAAGUCUUCAAGCGGAGAUGCAGGACGUUGUGAAGGAUAUGGAGCAAUUGCAGAAGGUGUUCGAUGAUCAGCAAGCGUCGCAGUCUAAGCUGGACGAGGAUCUACAAGUGAAGGAGGCCGAGAUUGAGGCGUUGCAGAGUAAGCUUGCUCAGGUGACGGCAGAGCUCGAGGAGGAAAGGAAGGAGCUUGGGACACAGAUUGACGAGCUCAGGAUUGCUGGCCAGGAAACGAUUGCAUUGUAUGAAGAACGAUUAAGCGAGAUCGAGGGACACCGAUAUGACCUCGAGACUCGCCUGAAUGCCCUGCUCGAGAAAGCGGCCUCGCAAGACCAGCCGGAACUACCACCCCGAAUGGGCGAAACGGCCGCUGAGAUCGAUAAUGAAACUUUACGAGAACAAGUAAUUCACUUACAGAAGAAGAUAUCUAUGAUGGAGGAUAUUAUUGAGGAUCAUCGAGCCAAUGCUGAGAAGGAGGAGGCGACUCAUAGGGAGAGAAUGAAGCGGUUGAAGGAGAAGGAGGAGAGCAUGAAGAAGGAAUUGAAUGAGGGCAGGAAGGAGGUCGAGAGGGUUGUUAGGGCAGAGCAGCAGGCGAGGAAUAGGGUUGAAGAGAUUGAGGAAGCUUUGAGGGAGAGCACACUGGCGCUUGAGAAUGCGAGGGCUGAGAUUGAGAUGUUGCGAUCCGAGUUGGCUAACUUGGAUGGCCUGGUGGAAGGAAGUGCUGAUAUGGAUGGGGAUCUUUCGACUCGGAUUACUGCGUUCACGCGUCGUAUGGGUGUUGAACGUGAGCAGAAGGACAAGGAAAUCGAGAGGCUCAAGGCUGAGCUCAAGGCUGCUCGGGAAUCUCCAGAGAUCCUGGAUCUUACCGCUCAGUUGAAUGCUACUCGACUUGACCUGGAGGAACGGGAACGAGAUAUCAAGGAGCUCAAGAAACGGAUGCGGGACGUGCCUGUGGUUAACGGCUCGUUGGAUACCAGUAAAGCUCUCUCGCCAACAUCUUCCAAGAGUGAUAGCAAGGAGGAAGUCACUGGCCUCAAGCAUAUCAUCCAGGAACUUCAAAAGGACAACUCUGCUUCGCUCAGCAAGAUCCAUAUGCUCGAAUCUGAGAACGAGCACCUUCGCUCGGAAGUGGAGCAAUUGCGACAGGAGGUUCGAAUCUUGGAGGAGAAUCUGGAUGACAGUCUUCAGAAUGACGACUUGCCUGAUGAUACGUCAUUGUUGCAACGACGAACGAAGCAGCAAGCGCUCGAGAUUGAGCAGCUCAGGAAGAAACUUUCGGAUCUGGAGGUGAAUCACGGGCGAACUAUCCAUGAGCUGAACAAGGAGAUUGGUGAAUUGGAGGCGCUCGUGGAAUCCAAGAUUUAUCGCGAAGACGAGCUGGAACAAGAGAUUGAACGGCUCAAGGAAAAGAUUUCUCGAGCAAAGAAGAGGAGUGUUGAACCGAGCAAUGCCAGCAACCGAUUGAGUACGAGCAGCGUGUCGAGCUCUGAGGUUGUGGGCAACAGUGGAUCGCAGGUGUGCGAGAUCUGUGAGCGACCUGGACACGAUAUCUUCAACUGCGACUUGCUCAAGGACGACAUGCCAACGACGCCGAGCACGACAUCGUCUGAACUUGUUUGCGCCGAUUGCGAGACGCCAGGACACACGGCAAGCGAAUGUCCAUAUUCACAAGACGUCUUCUGA